Coniophora puteana RWD-64-598 SS2 is the source of this 1635-nucleotide messenger RNA. RefSeq names its product MFS general substrate transporter. Gene Ontology annotation, biological process: transmembrane transport. Gene Ontology annotation, molecular function: transmembrane transporter activity. The record is from RefSeq and is a predicted model, not a curated record. The coding region runs from base 1 to 1635 and encodes 544 amino acids. Gene Ontology annotation, cellular component: membrane. NCBI's taxonomy places the organism in Eukaryota, Fungi, Basidiomycota, Agaricomycetes, Boletales, Coniophoraceae. The transcript is spliced from 12 exons.
AUGGACGCUGAAAAGAGCUCGUCUAAGAACAGCUUGCGGUUUUACGAGAUCCCUAUCCUUGGAGCAUCUCGCCGGAGGGGUCAGAACCUCGAUGACAUUGCGACGCAGCCUUCAGUGUUUGAUGAUCCAGUGACUCUAGAGGUGUAUCGACCUCCCCUCGAGUACGAGAACGCCCACCGAUUUGAUCCCAAUGCACGAAUUUCGUCGUCUGUUCUGUUACAGCGUGUCGUCCGCAAAAUCGACGUUCGAAUCAUGAUAUGGGCUUGCCUCAUGGUCUUCGCCCUUUCACUGGAUCGCUCGAACGUCUCCCAGGCGAACACGGACAACUUCCUCCGCGACCUUCACAUGACGACGGAUGACUACAACCUUGGGAACACGCUUUACCGUUUCUCGUUCCUGUUUGCGGAGUUACCGUCUCAGCUAAUAUCAAAACGGGUGGGUCCCGAUGUGUGGAUUCCGGCGCAGAUUACGCUGUGGAGUGCUGUUUCAUUAUCACAGUAUUGGCUCUCAGGGCGAGCCUCAUUCCUCGCUACAAGGUUCCUCAUUGGCACGCUGGAGGGAGGCUUUAUUCCAGAUAUUGUGCUGUAUUUAUCUUACUUUUACACGAAGACCGAAUUGCCGAUCCGGAUGGCGUGGUUUUUCGUUUCUUCCAAUUAUCUGACGUUACUUGUGAGCGCGUUCCUCGCGACGGGGAUCCUAUCCAUUCAAGACCCCAAUCAUCCGGAGGGCUGGAGAUAUUUGUUCCUCAUCGAGGGCGCCAUCACAGUUUGCGUAGGGGUCGGAUCGUUUUUCAUGAUGCCGCCAGGGCCCACGCAAACUAAGGCGUGGUUCCGACCCAAAGGGUGGUUUACGGAAAGAGAGGAGGUUAUUAUGGUCAAUAGAGUCCUACGCGAUGAUCCCGGAAAGUCCUCCAUGCACAAUAGGGAGGGCCUGACUCUGCGGAUGAUCAUGGAUGCACUGGCAGAUUGGCGAUUGUGGCCUCUCUACUUGUUGGGUCUUGUCCAUAUGAUUCCUGUUGGUCCACCACAGCUUUAUCUGACUCUAUCUCUUCGCCACCUCGGAUUUGACACGAUCCAAUCCAACCUCCUCACCAUCCCGUCCAUUAUCAUCGGCUUACUCGCACUCUUGACGGCAUCGUACCUCUCUGAGGUCAUCAACUCGCGUGUGAUCUCGUGUCUGCUGUUGCAAAUUUGGGCGUUGCCACUCCUCAUCGCUCUUUACACAUUCAACACAGAGACCUCGCAAUGGACAUACUAUGCCGUCGUCACGCUGAUUACCGGAUUUCCGUUCGUGCAUCCCAUCCAAGUCGCGUGGACGUCGCGCAACUCAGGAGGCGUGCGCACGCGGACGAUCUCGGCAAGUGUGUACAACAUGUUUGUCAAUGCCGGCGCUAUCAUAUAUGCUAACAUCUAUCAAGCCAGCGAUGCGCCACUCUAUAAGUAUGGUAAUCGCGCUUUGAUUGGAAUCUGUGCCAUGAACAUCGUGCUGUACGUUCUGACGUUUCUCUUCUACCAAACUGUCAACCGCCGCAGGCAGGACAAGUGGGACGCCAUGACAGAAAAGGAGCAACGGACAUACAUCGAGACGACUAGCGAUGAAGGUAAUCGGCGGCUCGACUUUAGGUUCGCUUACUAG